GUUAUGCUCAUUUGCCUCUGGAUCAGCAGCUGAGCCCGGAGCGAAUGGCCCCCGUGGUGUGCUUACUGGCGGUAGCUGCCGCCUUUGUCGGAUCCGUCGACUGCGAGCCCUUUGUGAAUAGCUCCUUUGGAACCAUCUCUGGUAGAAGCGAUUCUUUCGAAGAUGUGGAAGUCGAGUCGUUCCUUGGUAUACCCUACGCGAAACCUCCUCUCGGAGAUCUUCGUUUCGCUUACCCGCAAGUUUUCGGUCCAGUUGGCGAGUUGAACGCAAGUCAAUUCUCGUCGAAAUGUCACCAACGUGAAAGUAAGUCCACGUCGCGACCCGCAAGCGCUGUGGAAUCUGAAGAUUGUCUCUACCUGAACGUUUUCCGCAAAGCGGGAACUCAGGCGGACGCGAAAAAAGCCGUCUUGUUCGUGAUCCAUGGGGGAGCUUUUACUGAGGGGAGCUCUUCCGACGAGAGUUACAACGCGAAACCGAUGGUCGCAUUAGGUGAUGUUAUCGUGGUCAGCAUCAACUAUCGUCUCGGAAUCUUCGGUUUCGCCGACAUGAAAGAUCUCGCUCCUGGGAACCUCGGCUUCUUCGACCAGCUCCUUGCUCUGGAGUGGGUUCACGAGAACAUCGCCGCGUUUGGGGGCUGCCCGCAUCGGGUCACUCUCGUAGGGGUCAGUGCUGGCUCCAUCUCGGUUGCCGCUCUGCUAGCGUCACCUCUCGUCCGUGGCAAGAAUCUCUUCAGAGGUGUUUUUAUGGACGCUGGAGUCAUGUCACGCACAAGCAUCAUGACCCAGGAUUACACUCUGAACCGAAUGAAGGAGAUCGCUGGCAAAGUUGGAUGCGGCACCGAAGGUGGGAAAAUGCUUAGCUGUCUGCGCAACGUCAACGCCACUCGAUUGAUAGAUUUAUCUUCCGAUCUCGAGACUAGCUCGAUCUUCACUUUCAUUCCCACCGUCGAUGGCAAAUUCGUCCCGGUCGACCCGACCAAAUACGUCCAGGAGAAUCCAGACAAGUUCCCAGACGUUCGUAUGAUCAUCGGUGUUACCAAAGAUGAGGGAACGAUGUUUGCCGCGAUGGUACCGGAGGCUCAGAAGGUCGAAACCGAAACUGAGUUUGUCGCUUUGAGCGAGAAAAUGUCCAAGAAUCUCGUGUAUCCGCUCGAUUUCGAUAAAAAAGAGGUCAAGGCCGCCGUGACUCAGACGUACUUCGGGAAGUCUGUCAACCACUUCCACGACAUCUCUGAUUUCAUAACCGACGGCACCUUCGCGUGUCCCACGGAUCAUUUUGUGAAGGAAUACUCCAGCGUUCACAAGAACGUAUUCGUGUACAGAUUCGAGAGGACCAUGAAAACGAAAGGAAUUCUUCCUGGUAUGAACGAUCCCGAGCUCCUCGGUGCGUUCCACGGUUCGCCAUUCAUCCACAUGUUCGGUUCGUGUUUGGCGUUCUCCGGCGAGACGCCACUGGAUGCCGACGACAAGCAAUUCAGCAUGGAUUCAGUGAAAAUGCUUGCCGACUUCGCGAAGUCCGAUGCCGUCCCUCAGCUUCGCGGAGUGACUUGGCCGAAUUAUUCGAGUGGGGAAGGAAUCCUUGUCAUCAAUGAUAACACCACAGUUUCGAAUAGUCUCGGAUGUAGAGAAAGAUGUCAGAAAGUUUUCCCUUUCCUAGAUGCCGUCUGAGAGCCGCACCGAAGCACGAGUCGACCGAAUGUAGCACGAUGACUCGCGUCUUCAAUCAAAUCAGGAUAGAGAGUUAAGAAUCGUUCUUCAAAUUUAUUUGCUUCUUCACUCUGUUCUCACCACUUUCCAUAAGAUUCUAGACUCGGUUGUCCCUCGAACACGUUCAAUCAAUAGAUGCUCUCAUGCCACAACGCACGUAGCGCUUCCAAAACACUUAAAGGUCAAAUCAUAUCUUCAUCGUUCAAUCUGCCACGCAGUCAUCAUGGCUCACGGAUUUCCACAUGGAAAUCUUGAGCGCUCCUCACUAUAAAUGAAUAUACAAUUACUUCAGCAAUGAGCCCAGUAGGACCAAUUCAUCUCUUGUCUGAUGGAUGAUUACAAUGAUCCACCGGCUCCUCGGAGAAGACUGUCAGGGUCAGAAAUGUCCGCUGUAUGGGCUGGGGCAUACGAGAAAAUCUUGUCAAGUGAAAUAAAUACAAACUAGAG
Messenger RNA from Galendromus occidentalis (western predatory mite), 2153 nucleotides. RefSeq names its product cholinesterase 1. The record is from RefSeq and is a predicted model, not a curated record. Gene Ontology annotation, molecular function: carboxylic ester hydrolase activity. NCBI's taxonomy places the organism in Eukaryota, Metazoa, Arthropoda, Arachnida, Mesostigmata, Phytoseiidae. The coding region runs from base 45 to 1667 and encodes 540 amino acids. The transcript is spliced from 2 exons.